AUGCCAUUUUAUCAGUACAAUAAUCUUCCGGCCUUACAUUUAGCGUCAAGAACCGGUAAUGCUGAGAUUAUAAAGCGGCUACUUGAAGUAUGUAAUCCCAAUAAGGCGGAUAACAAUCAUCAAACAGCCCUCCAUCACGCGGCAGAGACGGGCCGUGUAGAUGCUUCGCUGCUAUUAGUCCAGCGGCAAGUGAGCCUAAAAGCUCAAGAUAACAGGGGCCGGACGGCUCUACAUUCUGCGGCAGAAAGUGGUCAUGUCAGAGUGGUGCAAACACUUAUUGAUGGAGGCGCGGACGUCAACCAGAGGGAUAAUAUAAGACAGACCGCGCUGUUUCUCGCAGCCGGAAACGGCCAUGAAACUGUUGUUCGGAUGCUAGCUUACCGAGGCGCUGACAUGAAUAUGGAAGACAACAAUAGAUGGACGCCGCUGUGCAUAGCUGCGGAUAACUUGCAGGACCAGACAACCCGGACGCUUAUUGAGCUUGGCGAGGACAUCAACAUGGAAGAUGGCGUCGGACGCAAAGUGCUUGAUAUUGUAGCGAGUAAGCUUUCUGGGGACGUGGGCUCGAAGCCCAACGCCAACCAGGCAGUGUUUCUGGCCGCGAAGCAAGGGCACGAGGCGGUUCUACAGGUGCUGCUCGCAUGCGGCGUCGACAUCAACGGCAAGGAUUUUGAUGGAUGGACACCGUUAACACAGGCAGCUGCUAGUGGGGACGAAGUCAUGGCUAAGCUGCUGCUCGAGAAGGGUGCCGACAUAGAGGCUACCGACACAGAAUAUGGCUGGACGCCGCUGUCGUGGGCUCUCAUAAAGGGAAAGGAAGCUGUCCUUAAAUUGCUACUCGAGAAGGGCGCCGAUAUCGAGGCGUGUGCCGGGUGCCAACAGACGCCUCUAUCGCAGGCGGCUCAUACGGGGGACGAUGUUAGAGCUAAGCUACUACUCGAGAAUGGUGCCUACGCGGAGACGAAGGACCAGUUUCACCGAACACCUCUAUCGCGAGCUGCCAAGGAGGGCAAUAACACCGUGGCUAAGCUGCUCCUAGAGAAAGGCGCACACGUCGACGCUAAGGACUGUCAUAACCGGACGCCGUUAUCAUUGGCAGCCGAGGGGGGGCAUGAGACCGUAACUGAGCUGCUGGUCGAGAAUGGCGCUAAUAUCGAGGCGAAGGAUGGGAAAUAUGGCCAGACGCCGCUCUCCCUAGCCGCUAUGAAUGGCCACGAGGCCGUGACUAGGCUGCUACUCGAGAAGCGCGCUGACCUUAAGACUCGAGACACCUUUUAUGAGCAGACACCGUUAUCGUGGGCGGCCAAGGGGGGGCAUGAGACCGUAACUGAGCUGCUGCUCGAGAAUGGCGCUAAUAUCGAGGCGAAGGAUGGGAAAUAUGGCCAGACGCCGCUCUCCCUUGCCGCUAUGAAUGGCCAUGAGGCUGUGACUAGGCUGCUACUCGAGAAGGGCGCUGACUUUGAGACUCAAGACACCUUUUAUGAGCAGACACCGUUAUUGUGGGCGGCCAAGGGGGGGUACGAGGCUGUAGCUAAGCUGCUACUUGAAAACGGAGCAUUCCUCGAAACUGAGGACGGGGCUGGCCGAACGCCGUUAUCUUGGGCUGCCCAAGGGGGGCACGAGGCCGUGGUCAAACUGCUUCUUGACAAGGAUUGCGACGUCCAGGCUCAUGAUGAUAACGGGAGAACGCCACAAUCGUGGGCCUGUAAAGGGGGACACUAUGCCAUUUCCAGGCUGCUGCAUAUGCCUUGA
Metarhizium brunneum ARSEF 3297 is the source of this 1752-nucleotide messenger RNA. RefSeq names its product Ankyrin repeat domain-containing protein 50. Lineage: Eukaryota; Fungi; Ascomycota; Sordariomycetes; Hypocreales; Clavicipitaceae. Gene Ontology annotation, molecular function: protein binding. The record is from RefSeq and is a predicted model, not a curated record.